Messenger RNA from Prorocentrum cordatum, 1936 nucleotides. The record is from the annotation of a GenBank genome assembly. Lineage: Eukaryota; Dinophyceae; Prorocentrales; Prorocentraceae.
GUUUAAGCGCUUCAGGCACGGAGGCUUCACUAAGCCCGACGAUGAGGCACGCAUGGUGGAGGAUGUUGAGACGCUGGAGUAUGCUAACUCGACCGAGGAAGUCUUCCUGCUCACCAUCGGCAAGGGUAUCAGCGAUGGAGGCGCUACACUGCCCGUAAUGGGCGAAAAAGUGUGGGCGCAGUGGGAGGAGCUACUACGUGCGAGGCAAUUGCUACAUGAGGUCGAGUACAGCAAGAGUGAUCGACGCUUCCGAUUCGGAGAUGGCAAGACGCUGGAGGCCAAGCAAGCGGUGACACUGACGGUGUGGCCGUUUGGCGUCAAGAAGUGGAUCACGAUCCAUCUCGUCGACGGCUGGACGCCGCUGCUCAUCUCGCGGGCCUGUAUGGAGGAGUGGGGUUUGAUCCAGGACUACCGAGCUGGAACGUUCGUGAUGAAGGAUCUCCCCGACAAGGGCUGGAUGAAGUCCGUGCAUGACGAGAAGGGCCAUUUCAUCAUCGACCUGUUGGGUGGAGCUGGGCGCGACGCCGAGGAUGCCAUGAACGAGGGGGCCCCCUCCGACGGCGAUGGCAGCAGCAGCGACUCGACGGACAAGGACACCGAAGAAGAGUCGGUCAGAGGCGAUGAUGGUGACGACGGAGACACGUCGACACCUGACCCCGACGCCUUUUACCUUGAGACGCGGAUGGAGUACUACGAGAUCGGCAGCGACGACGAGACCCUGGCCGCGGAGGAGGUCAUGGGCCCGGAGCGCCACCUGAUGGAUGCGGACACCUACUCGGGCCUGGUCUUGGCGCUGGGGCAGGCGUCCGACAUGAAGGACACGCUGUGCGGACCACGCAAGAGGCUGGUCUGGGAGGUCUUCGUGGAUCAAGGGGCUUUGUCGCAGGAGCUGCUCGAGUUCCCGCAAAUCGAGGUGAUCCAGUUCAGAAUCGAGGACGGUUGGGACUUCUCCAAGCCUGCCGUGAUCCGCGACUUCCUGAACAAGAUCGACAACGACAAGCCCGACGAUAUCUUCUUCGCUCCCCCGUGCAAGCACUGGUGCUCCCGGCAGCACGUGAACGAGAAGAUCUGUGAGGAGCGCGCCAAGGAGAUCAAUGAUGCCAGGGAGCGAGAAGAGCGGACGUUUCUGAAGAUGAUUAUGACGGCAUUUGUGAAGCAGCAUAACGGAAACCGACGCGCGUAUGUAGAAGGCCCGUGGCAGGGGCUACACUGGCGGACGAAGACAUGGAAGAAGUUGCCAGGAUAUCACUGCUGGCUCGAUCAGUGCAGGCUAGGAGCGAAGUGCACGAUCCAGAGCAAAAGUAUGCCAUACCAGAAGCCCACGAGACUGCAGUCGACCAACAAAAUCUUCAUUCACCACAUGACCCUGGCAUGCGCGUGCACGGACGACCGCAUGAUCCUGCGGGGCAAGCUUGCCCAUCAGGCUCAGAACUACCCGAGACCGAUGGCGAGGAGAAUGGCCUACCUGAUAGCCUACCAGGGCAUGGCCGACGACAUCAGCGACAUCAACACGGCCGAGGAGGUCUACAAGGACAUCGCCGCCAUCGAGUACACCGACAUGAUGCAGGAGCUGAUGAAGCGAUUCAACGUGUCGACGAUCCGAGCAGUCGAGCGUGCACAUGUCAGCUUGGGCCACCCUUCAAACGCAGCGCUGGCGGUCGCCAUGCAGCAUGCGGGUGUCCCAGCAGAGUGGAUCCAGUGCGCCAGGCUCUCCCAGUGCGAGAUCUGCCUGGGCAGGCAGAGGCCCCGAGCGGUGCGCGUCGCAGUGCUGCCGAGGGCCAAGAGGUUCAACGAGGUGAUCUGCACCGACGUCUACUACAUCACGUGGAAGAAGAUGAAGGAGAGGAAGAUCCUGGCCAUUAUGGGCGAGUUUACGCGCUACGAGUUUGACUAUCCGAUCUCGAAGGAGACGUUUCUGAAGGAGUCGAAGCUAUAG